Messenger RNA from Prorocentrum cordatum, 555 nucleotides. Lineage: Eukaryota; Dinophyceae; Prorocentrales; Prorocentraceae. The record is from the annotation of a GenBank genome assembly.
AUGGCGAUCCUCCCUUACAAGUUUACGGGCAAGAACCCUUACGACAUGCGGAUCCCCUGCGAGCACGGAAACCUCUGUUAUGACUUCGACGCGAUCGGCACAUACCUCAACCAGCCGGAGGUGCAGAAAGAGCUCGGCGUCAGCAAGAAAUGGGGAUCUUGCAACUACGCUGUGAACCUCCUAUUCGCACAGGCAGGCGAUUGGAUGAAAAACUACCAGGGCCUGAUUCCAGACCUUCUCGCCGAUGGUAUCAAGGUGCUAAUCUAUGCUGGCGACUGCGACUACAUUUGCAAUUGGCUUGGCAAUAUGAAAUGGACGCAGAAGCUGGACUGGCCGCACCGUGAGGAGUUCGUCGCUGCCCCCAAUAAUGACUACAAAGUGAACGGGGAGGUCAUGGCGAAGCUCAGGACCAGCAAUGGAUUCAGUUUCAUGCAAGUCUUCAAUGCAGGCCACAUGGUACCGAUGGAUCAGCCUGCAGUGGCUCUGCAGAUGGUCAAAGAUUUCACAACUGGAAGCCUGGCUGAGCAUGCAGCGGUUGAAGAUCUCCUGGUUUAA